AUGACGGCAGCCCAUGAAGCGCAAUUUCUUGUUGGGGUUGGAGUUGUGCGGCAUGAGAAGCGGGCGGCAGGGAUGCGGUCAGAUCCCUCGGGUUGGUAUGUGGCAUGGAGGACGGUGCUGGUGCACGUCCCGCUCGUGCAGGAGGUCGCCGGCCUGCGCCCGAAGAAGAAGCCCGCCAAGCCCAAGCCCCCCAACCGCGGUCGCAUCGGCAGGUUCUAUCAGUCGCAAGCACAAGCACAGAGGUGAACGAAGCCUCUUCUCAUUUGGAAAUUGGUUUGAUGCCAACAAUUGGCAACAUCAGAAGUUGCCAAAAAUUGACAACUUCUUGUGAGGUUGGCAAGUAAACAUGGUAACCAACCAAGCACUAGCCAAUAUUUGGCAAUUUCCAAAUGUUGGCAUGGCAUCAAACCAAUCAUGCUCUAUAUUUCUUGGAUGUCGCCCAAGGGGCCUAACCAAGAUUUUUAUUCCGCUUGUGUUCUAGUUCAAGAGUAUCUGAUCUGCUGGGAUUUGGAUGCACUUGGUCUA
Triticum aestivum (bread wheat) is the source of this 525-nucleotide messenger RNA. RefSeq lists its product as uncharacterized. Bases 1 to 246 code for a protein of 81 amino acids. Lineage: Eukaryota; Viridiplantae; Streptophyta; Magnoliopsida; Poales; Poaceae. The transcript is spliced from 2 exons. The record is from RefSeq and is a predicted model, not a curated record.